UAUACAAAAUAAAAAAUAUUUUUCUUUAUAUAGGACAACAUAUCCAGCAACGCAUUCAUACGAGGAAUCAGUAGUAGUUAGAGAAAAUGGUGAGAAGCCCUUGUUGUGACAAAACUGGAAUGAGAAAAGGUGCGUGGACUCCUGAAGAAGACAACAAGUUAAUUGCUUAUGUAACUAGAUAUGGCUCUUGGAAUUGGCGACAACUACCUAAAUUUGCAGGUCUUGAAAGGUGUGGAAAGAGUUGUAGACUAAGGUGGUUGAACUAUCUAAGACCAGAUCUCAAAAGAGGGAACUUUACACAACAAGAAGAAGAUACUAUCAUCAAGCUUCAUGAAAAACUGGGUAAUAGAUGGAUUGUGAUUGCUUCAAACUUUCCAGGAAGAACAGAUAAUGAGAUAAAGAAUCAUUGGCAUACCAACUUGAAAAAACGAUCGGUGAAGAAUAAUAAGUCAGACAAUAAUAAUGGAACACGAAACUCCAAAGAUACAAAUUCAGAUAACGUUACAGUUGAAGAAGACAACACACUUGAAGGAGUGCUAGAAAACAAUAGUGUUCCUAAUAUUACCAGUCCAUUGUCUUCAAUCCCAUCUUCAAGUGGAACAAUGGAUACCCCAACAACUACAGAAAUAUCUUAUGAAAAUUAUGUUCUUGAUGAGCUUCCUUUAAUGGAUGCAUACAUGGAUGUUUUGAAUGAUAAUUUCUGGACCGAACCAUAUAUGAUAGACAAUUCAUAUGUCUCUCCAAGUGAAGAAGUUACAUUAUUACCUGUCUGGUGUGAACAUGAUUACUUCAGUCCUGUGUACGAUGAACAACUUUGGAGCCAUGGGAAAUAAAUUGUUGCAGUAUUGUGUGGGUUUAGUUUUUUUGGAAAUGCCGGCAGAUGACAAGAACAACAUGUGAUUACUACUUUGUCCUGUUUUUCCUAUGCGGUGUAAUGUUGUAGUACUUUGAACCAAUAUGAGAAAUUAUUUAGCGUAUAUUUCUCUCUACUGUACUAUUUUUGUUGUUGUGAACUAA
Vicia villosa (hairy vetch) is the source of this 1017-nucleotide messenger RNA. RefSeq names its product transcription factor MYB14-like. The record is from RefSeq and is a predicted model, not a curated record. The transcript has 3 exons. Bases 87 to 833 code for a protein of 248 amino acids. NCBI's taxonomy places the organism in Eukaryota, Viridiplantae, Streptophyta, Magnoliopsida, Fabales, Fabaceae.